UAUAGGAAAGGAUCUAAGGCUAUUAUCCCCGAUGCCCUUUCUAGGCGGCCUAAUUUUAUAGGCAAUAUACCCGCAAAUGUAGUAGAACGCAUUAAUGUAAUGCGGUUUAAACGUAAUGAAGACGAGGUCUUUAUUAAAGCAAUAAUUACAUUUAAGUAG
This is a messenger RNA of Aureobasidium pullulans EXF-150, 159 nucleotides long. RefSeq lists its product as uncharacterized. The record is from RefSeq and is a predicted model, not a curated record. NCBI's taxonomy places the organism in Eukaryota, Fungi, Ascomycota, Dothideomycetes, Dothideales, Saccotheciaceae. The transcript has a single exon. The annotation marks the transcript as partial.